This is a messenger RNA of Prinia subflava (tawny-flanked prinia), 10066 nucleotides long. It is a transcript of the gene PTPRO, whose product is annotated as protein tyrosine phosphatase receptor type O. The transcript has 33 exons. Gene Ontology annotation, cellular component: glutamatergic synapse; GABA-ergic synapse; plasma membrane. The record is from RefSeq and is a predicted model, not a curated record. NCBI's taxonomy places the organism in Eukaryota, Metazoa, Chordata, Aves, Passeriformes, Cisticolidae. Gene Ontology annotation, biological process: regulation of glomerular filtration; peptidyl-tyrosine dephosphorylation involved in inactivation of protein kinase activity; podocyte differentiation. Bases 2592 to 5933 code for a protein of 1113 amino acids. Gene Ontology annotation, molecular function: cadherin binding; Wnt-protein binding; protein tyrosine phosphatase activity.
AUUUUUUCCACCCCAUCAUGAAAACUAUCAAUUAUUAAACUGCCCCGUGUCUGUCAGAGCUCAGGGACUAACAGAGGGUAUUUACAUCUUGAGCCAUUGUCUCUCUCUGCCCCUGUCUCUCUUUGCUCACUUCUUCUCCUGAAUCAUUUUCCAAGUAGAUCCUCUUUGAUACUUCCCUGUGCAUGCAGUUUUCUCAUAAAGAGUCCCUGGCUGAACUGGGAAGGCUGGCUCUUUAUUAUUUGCCCAAGGCUGAGUAUUUCAAUUCUCAAAAAACUAUCUUCAGUCUCACUGCAAAGCACCAAAAUACUAAAACUCACUUCAGAAUAAAUAGAAAAUUUGUUGCAAAUCCCCUUGGUACUUCAGGUUAAAAUCCAGCUGUGAUUUGAGGUUUAAAGUUUAGGUAAAUUCUGCUUUGUCAUUCUUCUGAGCAUCUUGGUGCAUGAUGCACUCAGCUGUGUCCAGCACCAGGCAUAGCUAUAUCUUAUUUUUAUUUAUCUGCUUCUUCUGACCACAAAAACAAGCCUGGCCAAGAGAAAGGAGGCCAACAUCCCUAGCAAGGGCUGGAUCAAGAUGACUGCAAUAAACCAACCUAACAAAGUUAAUGCAAAUAAGAUUUGCAGAGUCUGUUACACUGAGUACCUUAGGGAGUGAUUCAAGCUGAGAUGGAACUUUCUGGGAAUGUGCACUGGGCUGAACCAGAACCAGUUAUCCUUGGACCCCCCUUGAGCCUGAAAAGUUAAUUUCUAACUUCUGCUAUUUCUUCUAUUCUAGUGAAAGCUUUUGCUUUGAAACUUGAGUCACACUAUGGUCCCUGUUUUUAUUACUAAGCAAGAAAUUUAUGAGUCUUGGAUAUAAAGAUGAGAUGGAAGUGUAACCAAAUGCAUUACAAAGACUCAAAAAUAUAAAUAUGAAAUAAAUCAAUGCUUUCUAUUUUUUUUUUUUAAGUUACAAGCCCGGUUCCAUCAGCUUGUGAAGAAAUGCCUUCAUUUGAGGUGAAAUAUAGGUCAUGAUUUCUGAGUCCCUGGGCUUGGCAGCAUCAUUUUUGGCCUGCAGCUGAAAAUGGAGCUGGCCCUGUGCACUUUGGGAAUCCAUUACCCCUGUCAGAACCACACAGGGUAUUAUAGCAACUGCCCAAAGCAAAACACAACCAAACCAAAACACUUCCAGAUACUGUGGUCACUAUAUCCAUCUGCCUAUCUAUUUAGAAACUAGUUUGCUGAGGUUCUCCACGCAUUCUGGAGGCAAUAAUUUGCCAUUCCUGUUUAUUUUUGCAGGUGUCCUUGAACCAUGUUUAAAAAAAGCAAAACAGCACGGGGCUGAGAAGGGGAGAACUUGUUUGCUGCACUCAGUGAAACACUUGAACACAAUGUGAUGAAGCUUCAUCCACUGCCACUCUGUGAGCCCAUGAAGUGACUGCAGGUCACUCCUGCUCAGGACAGCACCACAAAGAAAGAAGCCCAGAGAUCAGACUGAGCCAAUUUCUACAACUAGGGCUGUACAUGCUCUAUCAGGACACAAAAUGCUUCAGGGUUUCUCCCUCCAUCAGCUUCAUUCCAGAGCCACCUGCCAAGCCAGGAGAGCAGGCAGGGAGCUGCUGAGAGCUCUGACACCUUUCCUGCCCUGCCCCUGUUUCUCCAUCACCCCCUGCACAGGAGCAGCCCCGAUGGGAAGUGCAGGCUGUGGCAGUGAUGGAGAGGAGCUGAUUGCAGCCCUCCCUUGGAACUGCAAGCCCUGGGACUGCUCAGGGCACUCUGAGCUCAGAAGGAAAUGCACUUUGGGGAGUGGAGUGCACCACCAGAAGGAUGGGAAGGAGCCACACGACAAAGGGCUUCAUGCUUCUCCUGCCAUUCAUCUUUUCCUGCUGGAUGCAGAGAAUGUGAGUUAUCUACGGGUUCACUGCCAUAAAUAUGGCACUUCCCAACACCUACAUGGCAAAUCCAUUAGAAGCUGGAACAGCUGCAGCCUGACUGCUCUACCUGGUGGGAAACAGCCACGAAAAAGAAGAACUUUCCCCAUUCAGGAUUAAGAAAAGGCGAUGGAAAGAGACGCACCUCCCUCAGCUGCUUUCCUGUCUCCAGGACAAGAUGUAUUGGUGUUCUCUGAAAGGACCAGUGGAAGCUGCCAUAAAUCCAUUUUCUGUUCACAUUAAUGAGUGCUAGCCCUUAUUCUCUCUCGGUGGUGCUAUGAUUGCAGCCUGGACUGCCGUGGGGACCCCGCUGUAAUUCAUCACUGCCUCAGCCUUCAAACCCUCUGGUGGAACCAGAUAUUGGUGCCGACAACAUCUGGGGAUGGAAGAACAAUUACCAGUAUUUUAAAAGGAUGUGUUUUCGGUUUUGGCCACUGAUCCUUCAAAAUAGAAUGCAGAACCUUUCCAAGUUGCUGUCCGAGAGGACAAUUGUAUCGUUGUCUCGCUGGAAGCAUCAGACGUGGUGAGCUCCUCCUCUGUGUAUGUCGUGAAGAUAGCUGGAGAAUCCAAGAACUACUUUUUCCAGUUUGAUGAAUUCAACAGCACUUUACCUGCCCCCGUGGUUUUUAGUGCCAAAUACCAUGGCCUGUAUUACAUAGUGACUCUGUUGGUGGUCAACUCAAACAUGGUGUCCAAGUCAGCGAGGUCAAUCACUGUGUUAACCAAACCACUGCCUGUGAGCAAUGUUUCUAUCUAUGAUUACAAACCAUCCCCAGAAACAGGAGUGCUGUUUGAAAUUCAGUACCCGGAGAAGUACAAUGUUUUUACCAGGGUAAAUAUAAGCUACUGGGAAGGAAAAGACUACAGAACAAUGCUGUACAAAGAUUUCUUUAAAGGUAAAACAGUUUUCAAUCACUGGCUGCCAGGCAUAUGCUACAGCAACAUCACAUUCCAGUUGGUGUCAGAAGCAACCUUCAACAAGAGCACGCUGGUGGAGUACAGCGGGGUCCAGCACGAGCCCAAGCAGCACAGAACAGUUCCUUACCCACCCCGAAACAUUUCUGUCCAGAUCAUCCCCAUCAACAGGAACAACUGGGAGGAGCACAGCGGCAACUUCGCCGAGGAAUCCUUCAUGGGGCCGCCGGAAAUCCUGAGGAAGGAGAAAUCCAGCCAUGGCCCUGGCAUCCCCACGGCAAUCCCAGCAGCAAACACCUCAGCAGCCUGGCUGGGCGAGCCCUCCAACAGCAGCGAGGACGGGCCCAGCCCGGUGCCGCCGUGGUGGUCCGGCGAGGCCGCGUCCUCCGAGGGCGAGGAGGAGUUUGUCAGCGCGGCUUCCAGCGCCUUCGGAGCCAGCGGAGCCUCUGGCACAGCCUCAGCAGAGCCCCCUCCCUUCCUCCCCGUGCAGAUGGUGCUCACCUGGCUGCCCCCAAAGCCCCCCACGGCCUUCGACGGCUUCCACAUCAAUAUCGAACGGGAAGAGAACUCCACAGAAUUUUUGACUGUCAGUGAGGACACUCACAAAUUUGUUGCUGAACUGAAAGAACCAGGAAAAUAUAAGUUGUCUGUAACAACAUUUAGCUCCUCUGGCUCCUGUCAAGUUCGAGGAAGUCAAUCAGCAAAAACACUUAGUUUUUACAUCAGCCCCACAGGUGAGUGGAUAGAGGAGCUGACAGAGAAGCCCCAGCACGUGGCGGUGACAGUGCUGAGCUCCACCACUGCCCUGACCUCCUGGACAGCCUCCCACGACAGCAGUGCCAACAGCACCAUCGUGUCUGUGCUGUCCCUCACCUGCCAGAAGCAGAAGGAAAGCCAGAGGCUGGAAAAGCACUACUGCACCGAGGUGAAUUCAAGCAGCAGCCUCAUUGAAAAUCUUGUUCCUGGUGCCCAGUACCAGGUUGUGGUUUACCUACGGAAAGGACCCUUGGUUGGACCUCCUUCUGAUCCCGUCACAUUUUCCAUCGUGCCCACUGGAAUAAAGGAUCUGACCCUUUACCCUUUGGGACCUACUGCUGUGGUUCUGAGCUGGAACAGACCUUUCCUUGGGGUGUUCAGGAAAUACGUGGUAGAAAUGUUCUACUUCAACCCCUCGACGAUGACCUCGGAGUGGACAACCUACUACGAGAUAGCAGCCACAGUCUCCCUGACUGCCUCUGUGAGAAUAGCCAACCUGCUGCCUGCUUGGUACUACAAUUUCAGGGUCACCAUGGUCACCUGGGGGGACCCAGAGCUGAGCUGCUGUGACAGCUCCACCAUCAGCUUCAUAACAGCGCCUGUGGCUCCCAAAAUUACCUCUGUGGAAUAUUACAACCACCUUUUGUACGUCACCUGGACCUAUGGAGGGGAUGGCCCUGACCUCUCUCAUUCCAGGAUGCUGCACUGGAUGGUCAUUGCAGAAGGAAAGAAAAAAAUCAAGAAGAGUGUGACACGCAACGUGAUGACUGCAGUGCUGAGCUUGCCUCCAGGGGACAUCUACAACCUCUCAGUGACUGCCUGCACGGAAAGAGGCAGCAACACUUCCAUGCCCCAGCUUGUGAAAUUGGAGCCAGCCCCUCCAAAAUCACUGUUUGCUGUCAACAAGACUCAGACCUCCGUGACUCUGCUGUGGGUGGAAGAAGGAGUAGCUGAUUUCUUUGAAGUCUACUGCCAGCAGGCUGGAUCUGGCCAGGAAACAAAAGUCCAGGAACCUGUCACCGUGUCCUCACACGUGGUGACCAUCUCCAGCCUGACCCCUGCCACGUCCUACAACUGCAGCGUGACCACCUUCAGCCACGACAGCCCCAGCAUCCCCACCUUCAUCACCGUCUCCACCAUGGUCAGGGAGAUGAACCCCAACGUCGUGGUCAUCUCUGUGCUGGCCAUCCUGAGCAUCCUCCUGAUCGGGCUGCUGCUGGUCACCCUCGUUGUGCUCAGGAGAAAACACCUACAAAUGGCCAGGGAGUGCGGGGCUGGGACCUUUGUGAAUUUUGCAUCCCUAGAGAGAGAUGGGAAGCUCCCCUAUAACUGGCGUAGAAGUGUAUUUGCUUUCCUAACUCUGCUACCCUCAUGCCUUUGGACUGAUUAUCUUUUGGCAUUUUAUGUUAAUCCUUGGAGUAAAAAUGGGUUAAAGAAGAGAAAGCUGACCAACCCUGUCCAGUUGGACGAUUUUGAUGGAUACAUCAAGGAUAUGGCCAAAGACUCAGAUUAUAAAUUUUCUCUGCAAUUUGAGGAGCUCAAACUGAUUGGGCUGGACAUUCCCCACUUUGCUGCUGAUCUCCCCAUGAACCGCUGCAAAAACCGCUACACAAACAUCCUGCCCUAUGAUUUUAGUCGUGUGCGGUUGGUCUCCAUGAAUGAAGAAGAGGGAUCUGACUACAUCAAUGCCAACUACAUCCCUGGUUACAAUUCACCCCAGGAAUACAUUGCAACCCAAGGACCACUGCCAGAAACCAGGAAUGAUUUUUGGAAGAUGGUUCUCCAGCAAAAAUCACAAAUUAUUGUUAUGCUCACUCAGUGCAAUGAGAAAAGACGGGUGAAAUGUGACCACUACUGGCCUUUCACAGAGGACCCUGUUGCCUAUGGGGACAUCACGGUGGAGAUGCUGAGCGAGGAGGAGCACACGGACUGGGUGUACCGCAGCUUCCGCAUCAGCUACGCUGACGAGGUGCAGGACGUGAUGCAUUUUAACUUCACUGCCUGGCCAGACCACGGCGUCCCCACCACCAACGCUGCCGAGAGCAUCCUCCAGUUCGUGCAGAUGGUCAGGCAGAAAUCUGCAAAGACUAAAGGCCCCAUGGUCAUACACUGCAGCGCCGGCGUGGGACGGACGGGGACGUUCAUCGCCCUGGACCGGCUCCUGCAGCACAUCCGUGACCACGAGUUCGUGGAUAUCCUGGGGCUGGUGUCGGACAUGAGGUCCUACAGAAUGUCCAUGGUGCAGACAGAGGAACAGUACAUUUUUAUUCACCAGUGCGUGCAGCUGAUGUGGCAAAAGAAGAAGCAGCAGUUCUGCAUCAGUGAUGUCAUAUAUGAGAACGUCAGCAAGUCCUAGUUCAGAGCCACAGGUGGUGAGACCAUGAAGCACACCCAUCUUCCCUUGCUUCUGAUUUAUUUUCUGUUGAUGGUUUGGAGGGCAGGUGUUGUGCCACCAGAGAUCACUGCUUUGCAGUGCACGGACAAUGAGGGGAAGAAACUUUUACCUUUCUGAAGCACUGGGGAGACAAAGCCUUAACGAGCCUGUGGUGUCUUUUGAACUGUUUCAUUUCUGGACAUUUUUUUUAAAAUACUGGACCAAAUUCAGCUAAACAACAUGAAGGAAAAGACACUAUAUGUGCAUAAGAUAGAUUGCUCCAGAGUGUUGGGGUUUUGUUUGGUACUUUUGGUUAAUUUCUUUCAUAAUUUUUUUUUCAUUUCUCUGUGCAGGUUGGGCUUAAGGUUAAAGUAAGUGCAAUAUUUUUUUAAUGGUUGACUGAAGAGCUUUCUUCAUGUGUCACUGGUCUGUCCCUAGGAGAGCAGGCAUUGUUAGUAUCUAAUAAUACCUCAUUAGUGAAUAGCGAGGCAUGAACAUACAUGAAGAACUCUGGAGAUGGUGACAAGGGGCUGGGAGGGCAGGGGGGGUUGCUGGGUCCGUGGAUUUGACUGUUUCCUUACAGCACUGAUGUUCGUGGGGCCUGGGGGGAGCACAAGACCCGAGGAACGGACUGACAAACAGAAUUCCCAGCUCUGGAGCCCCAGGCUGGAACAGGCAGCUGAGACAAGGCCUGGGUUUGCUUCUUGGCUGGGCUGCCACUAAUUAAACAGAGGGGUUGCUCUUUUUGCCGACCUUUUUUCAGUAAUGCCACUGAUCAGGCUCUUGUUCUGGAUGGAUCUAAUCACAGGGCAGCCGAGCUUCAAGCUGGGAUAUCUUAGCAUAUUUACUACAGCAUUUAACUGUCUGAGCAGUCUAUGGUGCCUAUACCCCUCACUCAUUCAUUAUUUUUUGUAAUUAUUAACCCUGUGUAACAAAUGCAAAGCUGGUUCAGGUUGGAGGGGUGGAAAGAAAAAAAAAAAAACCACACAAAAAGUGCUUUAAUAGAUUUAACUAUUUUUUUCCUGAACCAGGAAUUGACAAUGUUAAGAAUACGAGGUUUUGGCAUGUGAAGGGCUGGUUAUCAAUUUGUUGCUGCAAGGCUGCCAAAGUGUCAGUAUGGAUUCCUGCAGGGCCUUUGGGGGCAGGGCGGGGGGCUCUUUUAUUUUUCGCUGUCCGUUUCAGUUCUAGUCAAAAUAAUUAGCUCUCUCUAUAUUAUUUCUUUUGGUCUUUGUAUAAUUCCGGUACAUCAUUGUGUAUUGUGACAUAGAUGCUGUCAAGGAUGGAUGUUUGAUGGCAUUUUUGUAACCUGUUGCUUUGUGUCACCUCAUUGGAAGUUAGCAGCAAUGGUACUCAAUGUAAACAAAGCAGACUUGAGCUGGAAGUAAACACACUGGAUUGCUUACGUGUGGAGAGAGGAGUCACUGUCAGCACAACACAAACACCCCUGCACACGCCUUUUAUUCCCCUCACCCCAGGCAGGGUGCUGGGCACGAGCUCAGCUGCUCUCAGGAGCCUGACAGGCUCCUUCUGCUGAUAUUCCUGUUUCUUUUUCCUUCCAGAGUUAUUCCACUGGCAGGUAAGUAGGACUGGAUCUAUCUGGUAACUCUUUCAUCAUGGUGUUGGUUACAGUGGAAAACUUCCUUCCACCUGCCCCAUGUGUGUCAUGCACAACUGCAUAGACUGAAGAUAAUUCCCAGCUAAAGCAGGUCCUUGUGAGGGGUGCUGAGCAAACAGGACCCUGCCUCUGUUACUAAAUGGGUGUGAUAAGCAUUUCCCCCUUCUCUUUCCAGGCAUCUCACACUGCUUGCACUAAUCCCAGUCCGAGAGCAGGGAUGCUGUUUCUCCGAGCACAAGGUGGAUGCAAAAGGGAAGAGCUCUGUCUCAGGGAGCCAGCUGGUAACAAAAAAGGAUCCAAUGGUGCCACAUUCCUCCCUCCUUUCACUGGUGUGCCUCAGCUGCAGGGCUGCCAUUCCAGCAGGGACAGCAAAGAGUUGUCUGGCCUAAACUGCACAGAAAGCAGAAUUAUAAAAGAGCACUUGACUAUUUAGACCUUGCCUCCCCUCCAUGCUUUUUAAAAAAUGUAUUUCUGAGUUUUAUUACAUGUUUACUCAGAAAAUGUGUCCGUGUCCCUCCAGAGAACUGGCUGGGGGAAGAAAAAAAAGAACCCACAAAUGUUCUUUCUCAUCUACUGUCUCCUCCCUCCUGCUGGCCAUUGCCCAUUGAGCCUGUAUUUAUUCUGUAUCACAGACCAGAGUAAGCAGGUUACUUCUUAAUUAUUCAUCGUGCCCACAAAAUGUCACAGUGCGAGCUGGCUGUGACAGAAGCUGGGCUGAACGUGACAGGCUACAAAACUGCUGCAAAGAUGCCAGAAUCAGGACACUGCCUGAGCAGCCUGAAUUUACUAGACAGUUUUUGAAUGCGUGUCAAAAAUCAUUCCACGUGCACAGCAGCACAUGUGUGUUUUUCCUUUAACAGCUGCUUAAUUACAAUGAAAACUCCAUCAGAACAGUAGCUUUUCCUACCCCACACAGUGUGCAAAAUUGUGUAAGUGGACAUGUGGAAUGGGAAUGGAAACCAAAUGGAAACCUCCUCUCCCAGCAUUCAAGACAUGAGUAAAGCAAUAAAUGAGUCUGAGGAUAUUCUGGUUCAGCAGACUCAUGCAGAGCCUUUUAGCCUGAAUUGCCAUGACAUAAUUUCAGCUUUACCUCAUCAUACCUUCAGUGUAAGUCCAGAAGAACAAAGUUUUGGACUUGUGCUUCAUGUUAAUAUUGUUUCCAGCAUCUGUCAAAAUAAAACUCUCAAGUCAUCACAGCUGUAAAGCUGUCAGGAGCUUCAGGUUUGGUAAGAGAUUUUUUGAAUUAUGGGCUUCAUGUCUAUAGCUCUGCUGGCACUACUGAUGUUAAAAGGUUUGUUCUUUGGAAGCACAGAGCUGCUGAGUGAGCACAGGCUGCUGAAACGCCCUCCACCCAGUUAAAAAGGCAGACUGAUGGCAGCAAAACAGUAAAUUCCUCCCUCUUAUCAAAUGUCUAAUAAGGCACUGAUUUUGGCAUUUAAAAAACUGCUUUGUUUCCUUCUCAAAGACAUAUCCCUCUAAAAUAGCAGUAUUGAAAAAAUGAGCCUCACUGCUCCAAUCCUAGAGAAAACAUUUUGAAUGAAACACUGCAUUUUACUACUGUUUCCAUUUAAACCGUGGCAUAUUUUGAAGAAAACUUUUUUUUAUUUGGGGAACCCCAAAUGAGAUCUCCUUUUGAUUUCUUACCACUGCCAACAAAAUGAAAAUUCAAAAACUGCACAGCAGCAUAAGGGUGAAGCUCCCUGCAGUGCUUUAAACCACCGAGGAAAUUGCAGCAAACAGGGAAAUAUUUGUCUCAACACCAUUCAGAUUUCACAGACUGUAACACAGAAAUCGUAAUGGUCAAUUCAAAGUUUACCCUGUAAAUACAACCCAAUGAGUGCCUGGCUAUUAAUUCAUUUAGAAACUGUGAAAAAAGGACACAAACCAAGCAAUCAAGCCCCAAGAUGAUUCUGCUUAUCCUGCAGUGUGUGGAAGGGGUUUCCUCUUUGCCCCUCAAAUAUCUCCCAAGAAGCCUCUGAGCACACUGAGCACAUUCAGAGUUGUCUGGAACUUUCUAAACAUCAGCUGCACAGAAAUCCAGCUUAAAAAAAAAACAAACCCAAAAAGUGGUGAAGCCACCUUUUUUCUCUCAGAGGUGAAAUUUGGGUUCUCCAUUUAACACCUCAGAGUGCCAAACUUCACAAAGUCUGGCACAUCCCAAAGGUGCUGCCUCCUUCUGAGCAAAAGCAAAUGCUGAAAUAAAAACCAGCAGAGAGAAUGAAUAUUGGCAUCCUGUUUUGGUAAUUAUCAGGGGAGUAGAGGUGCAGGUUACUACUACAAUGCAUUUUAUGGAAUCAGAGAUAUUUAUCUAUAUUUCUAUUUAUAUUAUUUCUAUUUCUAUUCAUCUCAUUUAUACAAUUUUUAAAAAAUUUAAUAUUUAUCUCAACCUUCCCAUGAGAGAAAAGACAGGGACUCUAAGUUUUAAAAAGAAGUUUCAAAUACCUUUUUAAAGAUUCCUCCUCCUGCACUUAAGGAUUUCUCCCUCCUUGACCCAUUUCUG